Messenger RNA from Emys orbicularis (European pond turtle), 2764 nucleotides. Its product is annotated as bifunctional heparan sulfate N-deacetylase/N-sulfotransferase 4. NCBI's taxonomy places the organism in Eukaryota, Metazoa, Chordata, Testudines, Emydidae. Bases 1 to 2751 code for a protein of 916 amino acids. The transcript has 14 exons. The record is from RefSeq and is a predicted model, not a curated record. Gene Ontology annotation, molecular function: deacetylase activity; heparan sulfate N-sulfotransferase activity. Gene Ontology annotation, cellular component: Golgi apparatus.
AUGAAUCUUAUUGUGAAACUUCGUAGAAGUUUCAGAACACUGGUAAUUCUCUUAACCACCUUCUGUUUAGUAAGCAUAGUCAUUUCCGCCUAUUACUUAUAUACAGGCUACAAGCAGGAGAUGACCCUAAUUGAAACCACUGGAGAAGCAGAAUAUGAGGGCCUUAAACUUUUACCAUACAGGUCCAUGGAGCUGAAGACUGCUAAGCCGAUGGAUCCAUCUAAUACUGACCCUAUCGUCUUGCUAUUUGUGGAGAGCCAGUACUCCCAGCUUGGACAAGAUAUCAUAGCCAUCCUCGAGUCUAGUCGAUUCCAGUACCAUAUGGUGAUUGCACCUGGAAAAGGUGACAUUCCUCCUCUUACAGAUAGUGGCAAAGGGAAAUAUAUGCUUGUUAUAUACGAGAAUAUUUUAAAGUAUGUGUCCAUGGACUCAUGGAAUAGAGAGCUUCUGGAAAAAUAUUGUGUGGAAUACAGUGUUAGCAUAAUUGGUUUUCAUAAAGCCAAUGAGAACAGCUCACCAAGUAUUAAAUUAAAAGGAUUUCCACUAGACCUUUACAAUAAUGUUGCCCUCAAAGAUUGCUUUGUAAACUCUCAAUCUCCUCUACUGCACAUUACCAAAGCACCAAGGAUUGAGAAAGGCCCACUACCUGGGGAAGACUGGACGGUUUUCCUAUUUAAUCACUCCACCUACCAACCUGUGCUUUUAACUGAAUUACAGACUUCCAGAUCCUUCCCUGCAUCAUUGCCUAAGGCCCCACUGUAUGCUACAGUGAUCCAGGACUUGGGGCUUCAUGAUGGGAUUCAGAGAGUCCUUUUUGGAAACAACUUGACCUUUUGGCUACACAAGUUGAUCUUUAUAGAUGCUGUCUCUUUCCUGACGGGGAAGAAGCUUGCAUUGUCCUUGGAUAGGUACAUUCUUGUCGAUAUAGAUGACAUCUUUGUUGGAAAGGAGGGAACAAGAAUGAACGUCCAGGAUGUGAAGGCAUUACUAGAGACUCAAAAUUUACUGCGCACUCAGGUUGCAAAUUUUACCUUCAACCUUGGAUUUUCAGGAAAGUUUUACCACACAGGAACUGAAGAGGAGGAUGAAGGUGAUGACCUGUUGUUGGGGUCUGUGGAUGAGUUCUGGUGGUUUCCCCAUAUGUGGAGUCACAUGCAGCCUCAUCUGUUCCAUAAUGAGUCAUCACUGGUGGAGCAGAUGAUUCUCAACAAGGACUUUGCACUAGAACAUGGUAUUCCGACUGACAUGGGCUAUGCAGUGGCUCCGCACCACUCUGGGGUCUACCCUGUACAUGUUCAGCUUUAUGAGGCCUGGAAGAAGGUCUGGGGUAUCAAAGUCACAAGCACAGAAGAGUAUCCACAUCUAAAACCUGCACGGUACAGACGGGGCUUCAUCCACAAUGGCAUCAUGGUACUUCCUCGACAGACCUGUGGCCUUUUCACCCACACAAUUUUCUACAAGGAGUAUCCUGGGGGCCCUCAAGAAUUGGACAAAAGCAUCCGAGGAGGUGAACUCUUCCUCACCAUCCUCCUGAAUCCCAUCAGCAUCUUCAUGACCCAUUUGUCCAACUACGGGAAUGACCGCCUGGGGUUAUACACCUUUUUGAAUCUGGCCAACUUUGUUAAGAGCUGGACUAACCUAAAACUACAGACCCUGCCUCCAGUUCAGCUGGCUCACAAGUACUUUGAACUCUUCCCUGAGCAAAAGGCCCCUCUCUGGCAGAAUCCAUGUGAUGAUAAACGGCAUAGGGAUAUCUGGUCCAGAGAUAAAACUUGUUACCAUCUUCCAAAAUUUCUUGUGAUUGGACCUCAGAAAACAGGAACAACAGCACUUUAUUUAUUUCUCCUUAUGCAUCCUUCUAUCAUCAGUAAUCUCCCUAGUCCAAAAACUUUUGAAGAAGUUCAGUUCUUCAACGGAAACAACUAUCACAAGGGAAUUGACUGGUACAUGGAUUUCUUCCCUACCCCUUUGAAUGUCACCACUGAUUUUCUGUUUGAGAAAAGUGCCAACUACUUCCAUUCAGGGGAGGCUCCCAGACGAGCAGCUUCCCUGGUCCCCAAGGCCAAGAUCAUCACCAUUCUCAUUGACCCAUCAGAUCGGGCAUACUCCUGGUAUCAGCACCAGCGAUCUCAUGAGGACCCUGCUGCUCUGAAGUUCAAUUUCUAUGAAGUGAUUACAUCAGACCAUUGGGCUCCCUCAGAGUUAAGGACUCUCCAGAAGAGAUGUCUGAUCCCUGGGUGGUACGCUACCCAUAUAGAAAGAUGGCUAACUCAUUUUCCCACUUCCCAGUUGCUAAUUAUUGAUGGACAGCAGCUAAGAAGUGACCCAGCUACAGUGAUGGAUGAAGUGCAGAAGUUUCUGGGAGUCUCACCUCAUUAUAAUUACUCUGAAGCUCUAACGUUUGACCCUCAGAAAGGCUUUUGGUGUCAGCUGCUGGAAGGAGGGAAGACAAAAUGCCUGGGAAAAAGCAAAGGCCGAAAAUACCCACCAAUGGAUCAGGAGUCUAGAGCUUUUCUUUCAAGCUACUACAGAGAUCACAAUGUGGAACUGUCCAAACUACUGCACAGAUUGGGACAACCCCUGCCAUACUGGCUGAGACAGGAGCUUCAGAAAAGUAUCCUUUUAAUGCGACUGAUAAAGUGUGGACCUAUCUACAGAUUGGAUCCCCCAUCACUAUCAUAUCUGGAAAAGCUAGCAGAAAAUAAGGAUUUGCAAACAACAGAGAUUCUUAAGUGUUCAGUGUUCCAGUGACUGGAUACUUUUU